This is a messenger RNA of Penicillium nucicola, 711 nucleotides long. RefSeq lists its product as uncharacterized. The coding region runs from base 1 to 711 and encodes 236 amino acids. Lineage: Eukaryota; Fungi; Ascomycota; Eurotiomycetes; Eurotiales; Aspergillaceae. The record is from RefSeq and is a predicted model, not a curated record. Gene Ontology annotation, biological process: import into nucleus. The transcript is spliced from 2 exons. Gene Ontology annotation, cellular component: cytoplasm.
AUGGCAAACGUGGCAUUGAUCGGUUGCACGGGCAUGGUGGGAUCCCAUAUCCUCACCAGCUUGAUCGCAAAUCCCUCUGUGACGCGCGUAGACACUAUCUCCCGUCGAACACCUCCAGCCGCUUCUAAUGCGCCCCAUGCCAAGCUCACCACCUUCAUCUCCAACGACACCGCCACCUGGGCCAACCAGCUCUCCUCUCUCACCCCGACCCCAGACAUCUUCAUUUCCUCUUUCGCAACCACCAAAGCUGCUGCAGGUGGAUUUGAGAACCAGUAUAAGAUUGAGCACGGUCUCAAUGUGGAACUCGCCAAGACCGCGCGCGAGGCCGGAACCAAGGUCUACGUUUUGAUCUCAUCGAGUGGUGCCAGCAAGGACUCCAACAUUGCCUACAGUCGUAUGAAGGGUGAAAUUGAAGAAGAUGUUAAGGCGCUGGGCUUUGAUCAUACAGUCAUCCUGCGCCCUGGCUUGAUUGCUGGUAGUCGCGACGAGAGCCGUCCGCUGGAGGCUGGCAUCCGGUUUGUUGCUAGCUGGGCUGGCAAGCUGCACUCUAGCUUGAAGGAUGGCUGGGCCCAGGAGUCCGAUGUCAUUGGUCAGGCUGCUGUCAAUGCUGGUCUCAAGGCACUUGAAGGUGAUAUCCCUGCUGGCAGCGAGAAAGUCUGGACCUUGGCCGGCAGUGAUAUCAUCAAGUACGGCAAGGAGGGCUCGUCCUAA